Molecule: messenger RNA, 2092 nt
Organism: Orbicella faveolata
Lineage: Eukaryota; Metazoa; Cnidaria; Anthozoa; Scleractinia; Merulinidae
Product: QRFP-like peptide receptor
Biological process (GO): G protein-coupled receptor signaling pathway
Cellular component (GO): membrane
Molecular function (GO): G protein-coupled receptor activity
Source: RefSeq, a predicted model, not a curated record
UUGAACAUCCUGUCUUCUCACUGACUCGUCUUGAUGGACAAUUUGGUGCAGGACCAAGGAAUAACAAAAAGAAGAAAAUUUAACGACUAUUUAAUAUGCUUGGAACAGUUCUGAGAAACAACCAAGCCAGCUGUCGUUACUUCAUCUGGCGCAGCAGUGCCAGUUUCCAGUUUGCCGUCUGCUUCCAGUUUCGUCGAUGUAAAGAUAUGAAAGGAGGGCAAAAAGCAAAAAGCAAUUUGAGGCGAAAGCUGAUAGGUCCCUUCAUUUUUUGUUGAGCUACUCACGAAAUAGGAAACCCUAAUUACUGUUCAAAUAGUCAGCUUAUAGCUGGAACAAAUAUAGAUCUGCCUAUCAAUUAUGGAAAUUUCUUAAUCAAUCUUUCUUUUCGCGCGAAUGACGACAUCAAGCUGCCUUCGCUAGAACAUAAAUAGAGUGACGUUUAUACUUAAUGAACCAACCAGAAGAAAACUCACUUGUGAGCGUAAGAGCGGAAACAAAAACUAAACGGCAAUGUCGGAAAACGUGAAUACAACGAUGAAUGGAACACAGCCAUCGAGCUGCCCCAGCGCUUCUACAGCAGAAAAAAUUGGAUCAACUUUUGCUUACUGCCUGAUCUUCAUUGUUUCUUUGACUGGGAACACCGUCAUAGGAAUAAUUGUCUACAAAACGAAAACCAUGAGAAAACCCAUCAACUUUUUCAUUGUAAACAUGGCCACGUCUGAUCUGCUGCAUCCGAUAAUUGUUAUCCCUAGGAGGAUACAAGAGCUCUAUAUAGACUCCUGGCUGAUCGGUGGUCCUCUUGGUCAGGCCUUAUGUAAGCUGAUUGUUUCCUUAGCAGAUCUCUCUGCUACUGUGUCUAUUCAGAGCCUUGUUCUGAUAGCAGUGGAUCGAUUUGGUGCUGUGGUAUUUCCUCUCCGUUCUCCACUCAUCAGUUCAAAGCUGUGCCCGUUCUUCAUUCUCGCCACUUGGAUCGUCGCGAUUGCUGUUAGCUCCCCAGAGCUCUUUGCCUUCAAACUUGUUGAAUAUCCAAGAAAACUUGUUUGUGAGCGGCAUUGGAAUGAAGUUUUUGGAGAGUCUUCAUCCUUUGAGAAUUACCUCUUGUCUUUUACAGUUGUAUUCAUGUUUAUCCCGUUGGUGUUGAUAACCAUAAUUUACAUUAUCAUCUAUCUAAAGCUCAAGUCGCAGAAGAUUCCAGGCGCACAAUCAGCCAACGCUGGACAACGACGUCAGCAAAGGGAGCGAAAUGUGCUAAAGAUGGCCGUUGCUAUCGUGUUAGGGUGUGCAGUAUGCUGGCUGCCCCUUGCUAUCUUCUGGUUUAUUCUUGUCCUUACGGAUAUCAACAUAUUGCCGAAUUGUGGCGUCCCAUACUUUCUCUCUGUUGUCUAUUUUAUGGCUUCAGCAAAUAGUGCCGUAAAUCCUUGUAUCUGUUUUAUUUUCAGCAGCAAUUAUCGCAAAGAACUUAAGGCUCUCCUUAGAUAAAUGACUUUGAACAGCGUAAUAGCUGAUGGAACGUAUGUACGUACAAGCGAGAGGUUUAGUCGAUCUGAAAGUCGUAAAAAACGUCUAUUAAAAAACUUGCUUUUUAUUUGAUUCAAUAUGUACACUAUGACUAAAAGAAACUUUGCAGAACGGUUUUAGACCUAUUAUUGGACACUGACUUUGCCAUCAUUUCAGUUGCAGUUAUUCUACAAACUUGAUUUGUAAUUUUCUUAAAUUCAUGAGACGUUUUCAGCUGUCCUAAACCGUGUAAAUAAAGUUUCAAUACUGCUUUUUGUUUGAUUCAAUGCCACGUGAUAAACCUCAUUCCUUUGUCAUCAUUUGUAGUUAUUUCGUAAACUACUUAUUCUCCUAAUGAUUAGGAAUAAAUAAAGUGCAUAAGUGCUAUUUAGCAACUUUCUUAGUUAGGAAGCAAUUAAGUACGUGACAACGUCAAUAUUAUGUUGCAUGAUAAAGUCCGGCCGAUUCCCAUUACUCGGUCAUGUCUAUGUAAAAUUCUCUUUUACUUCUGCUCUCAAAUGGAUAUAUAUGAAAGAUAAUAAUUUCCCAGCUGCUUAAGUUGUGUAUAUAAAUGCGAUAAUUAUCACCUAUGUCU